Molecule: messenger RNA, 483 nt
Organism: Fusarium mangiferae
Lineage: Eukaryota; Fungi; Ascomycota; Sordariomycetes; Hypocreales; Nectriaceae
Exons: 3
Coding region: 1-483 (160 amino acids)
Source: RefSeq, a predicted model, not a curated record
AUGGAUACAGCACUUCCACUACAACAAGACGGCGAGAAUCGUCACAGUCAAGACGAUAUCAAACCCACUGUCCCUGCUCCUGAGGAAUCAAACAUGAGCAGCAUCCAGAGACACCCGCACGCUAAUAGAAGGACACCCGAACCUCAAGAUGAUCGACAACCCAACAAUUCUGAUCCGCCAGAUACCCCUGGUGUUUUAGAACCAUUUAACUGGGAUGAGUUUGAAGCGCGUUAUGAGGCUGCUUUGCAAGAGGCAGAUGAGCGGGAGCGGGAGAUCCUGAAGGAGGCGGAUGCUCUCUCAAAGUACUUCAAAAUCUGGGCUGCGUCUGCGUCUACGCAUGAUGAUGAGCGGGCAGCGAAGCGCCUGCAAACACGACGACGCUUUGUGAAUCUCGCUGAAGACAAAAUGGAACGGAAACAACAGCAUUAUGAUCAAGUUGUGAGGGCCUUUGAGAGUGCUCUGGCACUUCUCAAGUCCCAGUGA